Lactuca saligna is the source of this 735-nucleotide messenger RNA. Lineage: Eukaryota; Viridiplantae; Streptophyta; Magnoliopsida; Asterales; Asteraceae. The record is from the annotation of a GenBank genome assembly.
AUGGUUCCAGGAAAAAGAUUUGACAGAUACCAUGAGCUAGGGCAACAUGCUUUCGGUGAAAAACUCGAGCUUUAUGUUGUAGUCCCUCAACAGCUUAUAGUGGAAGUAGGCACAUGCAUUGUCUACGUGGUGAAUGGAGGAAAAUCUCUACAGAAGUUUCAACAAUCAAUUUGCCUUGAUUGUAAACCUCUAAGAACAACUUACUUCAUCUUGAUUUUUGCCUCUGUUCACUUUGUACUUGCUCACCUCCCAAAUUUCAACUCCAUUAGUGGUGUCUCUUUAGCUGCUGCCAUCAUGUCAUUGAGUUAUUCAACUAUUGCUUGGGUGGCUUCAUGGAAAACGGGAGCUCAUGAUGACGUGGACUAUAGUGCAAGGUCAAAAACUCCUGUGGGACAAAUGUUUGGGAUGCUUAGUGCUUUGGGUGAUGUGGGUGGGACGACAGCUGGCAAUCGUUGGGGUGUUGUGAUGUCGAGAAACUCUGGAUACUCUGAACAGCUACUGAUAAAGAGUGAUGAUACGAUGAUUGAAUCAGAGGGAAAUGAAUGUGAAGCUUCAAGGCAUAUCAAAACUGAAAUUCUUGUUCAAAUGCAGGGUGUAGGACACAAUGAUGACAAAGUCCUAGUUCUCGCAGCCACAAAAACACCCUACAAGGGGGAUACGCCUAAUAACUUAACUGAUAGUGACUUUGAAGCUUUGGGUCGUAAAACCUUAUCAUAUUUUCAGUAUGCAACAUAG